Ctenocephalides felis (cat flea) is the source of this 577-nucleotide messenger RNA. RefSeq names its product semaphorin-5A-like. The record is from RefSeq and is a predicted model, not a curated record. The transcript has 5 exons. Gene Ontology annotation, biological process: semaphorin-plexin signaling pathway; negative regulation of axon extension involved in axon guidance; axon guidance. Gene Ontology annotation, molecular function: semaphorin receptor binding; chemorepellent activity. Bases 65 to 577 code for a protein of 170 amino acids. Lineage: Eukaryota; Metazoa; Arthropoda; Insecta; Siphonaptera; Pulicidae.
GCAAACGAUAUAAAAAAUUGGUUUCUUAUUACAAAAUGAGCUGUUUAUAAUAAUUGGUGAUAAAAUGGCGCGCCCUUUGGGUUUGUCCAAAAUUCUACUAUUUUACAUAUCACUGCUGAAUAUAUGCUUAAUAUCGGCUAUAGAUGAAAAUGAUUUUAGAUAUAUAUUAUUUAAAGAUAUUCAUAAAGAAUCGCAUAGGUUUUCACAACACGAAAUCGUCGAUUAUUCGAAAAUUUUGUUCGAUCAUACACGAGAUCAGAUCAUAGUCGGAGCAAGUGAUUAUCUCCUGAGACUAUCCUUAUCUAAUUUGUCUCUGAUUGAAUCCACUUGGAUUCCGCCGACUGAAAUUGCGACGAAAAGUUGUCUCGAUAAAGGACAAUCAGAAGCUUUUUGCAAAAAUCAUUUCAGGGUUUUAUUGGAAUUGGAGAACGAAGACUCCAUAUUGGUCUGUGGCACAAACGCCUUUUUUCCUCAAUGCUGUGUGAGAAAGAUUACCGAUCUCAAACAGCUGGACAAUGUGCCAGGGCCGUCGGAGUUUGCCCUUAUUCCCCUUUGGCCAACUCGACUGCCAUUUUGA